Messenger RNA from Daldinia decipiens, 1170 nucleotides. RefSeq names its product Clavaminate synthase-like protein. Bases 1 to 1170 code for a protein of 389 amino acids. The transcript has 2 exons. Lineage: Eukaryota; Fungi; Ascomycota; Sordariomycetes; Xylariales; Hypoxylaceae. Gene Ontology annotation, molecular function: oxidoreductase activity. The record is from RefSeq and is a predicted model, not a curated record.
AUGGCUACUACACUAAAACAAGCGACGAUACAGUCGUUCGAGCCCGAGAAGAUAACUUCUCCGUUGCUGGCAUUCGAACAAUUUGAUCUCCCGUCGAGCAAUCAGCGUGUGCUCGGGCCGCCCCAUCCGGAGGGCACUGUGAUUCCUCUCGCCCUGCGGCCAUCAACUCCUAGCGAUGCGGUGCCUGAUCUUGAUACUGUUAUUGAAACAGUAAAGUAUCUCCAAUCGCAGGGUGGAAUAUUGACUAAGAAGUUGGCUGUUCACGGAACGCUGCUGUUCAGGGGUCUGCCAAUUCAUGAUGCGGAUGACUUUAGCAGAUUUGCCCAUGCCUUUGACGAAAUCAUCGGCAUCGUCGUAGACAGGCCACUCCUCGCCCCCAACGUCGCUCCAGCCAACGAAUCGCCCAAGGAAGUCCUAAUCUACAACCACAACGAAUCACCCCAGGUCCCCCACGCCCCAGAGUACAUAUUCUUCUACGGCGACAAAGCCCCCCAGCAAGGCGGGGAAACCCCUAUAUCCUCCUCCGUCGAGCUCUUCCACCGCGCGCAGCAGGAGAUCCCCGACUUCAUCGCCCAGCUCGCCGAAAAAGGCAUCCUCAGCAAAGUCACGUACAAGACUAACAGGCAGUACGCGGGCGGCUCGACGCUGAAGCAGGCUUUUGGGAAGGAGAUCCGGGACGGCGACGACGAAGCGACCAGGCGCGCUAAGAUCGAGGCGCAGAUCGCGCGGUACGGCCGCGGCAGGCACACCACGUGGGAGUGGACCGACGACGGCGGCGUCGUCCUGACACACCGCCUCCCUGCUAUCCGCACGCAGCCGGGCACGGAUCUGCCCACGCUGUUUACCGGGCUGGCCGCGUACUACAAGAACGUGCGGGUCAACGCGGCUGCCGGGCGGAACGUCACGCAGCAGCUGUUCGGGGACGGGACGCCGAUCCCGGAGGAGUAUCUGGCUGCGCUGGCGAGGAUCACGGAUGAGAUCCGCGUGCUGCAUAAGUGGCAGCGGGGCGAUGUCCUGGUGUAUGAUAACAUCAUUGCGCAGCAUGGGCGGGAGCCUUGGCAGGGCGAGCAGGCUGAUCGUGUGGUUAUGGCUAGUUUGUUUGACGGCCAGGUCCCUGGGGCUUAUAUUCCGGAGGACUGGGCGCAGGUUGUGCAGGCUCUUGAGGGAUAG